AUGUCCCUAAUAAGAUCGCACAGCCAGUGGCCUGGAGGCAUCCCCUCCUUCAUUCGCCGACACGAAGAACCCGUCGCCCCUGAAAAUUUCCAUGCCGCCUCUCGUGCAUGGAGGCAUUUUGUUCGUGACCAGUGGGUCGGCGGCGACGCCGCGGAUCAACAGAAACGAGCUUUGAUCGAACGGUGGGCAACAGCAGACCAACAAUUUCGCGAUAGCUAUCAAUCCCGAGCACUCGAGGACGAGCCUAGUUUUUUUGAAGGUCCCGAACUUACAGCAUGA
Messenger RNA from Penicillium psychrosexuale, 279 nucleotides. RefSeq lists its product as uncharacterized. NCBI's taxonomy places the organism in Eukaryota, Fungi, Ascomycota, Eurotiomycetes, Eurotiales, Aspergillaceae. The transcript has 2 exons. Bases 1 to 279 code for a protein of 92 amino acids. The record is from RefSeq and is a predicted model, not a curated record.